CGUAGCAUGCCCAUUUUCUAUUUCUACAUUUUUCCACGUGGUAGACGAGCUAGCGAUUCUUAGGAAAACUUCUCGGCUGUCGUGCUGUGUAGAUUCCACGUGGAAACUCUUCCAAGGAAUAAGCAGGAUUUAACGAUACAGUGCUAAAAAAAUAUCCUCACAUCAAUAUGAACACCAAUAUGAUUUUCCCUGUAAAAAAGAUAUGUGACGUAAAAGAAAACUCAAGCUAUAUUCUCAAACCACAGCAUGUACUUCCACUUUCUAACGAACAUGUCGGAGAACUGAUUCUGAAUGAACUUCGAUCUGCACCGAAUUUUAUUGGCCAGAUACAUGCGGUGACGGGACAAGCAACCACCUUCCAGGAAAUGAGAGAACGAAGUGUGAAGUGCGCAUUAUGGUUAAGAAAAGUAGGCAUUAGCUCUAACAAGAAAAUGGUAAUAUGUACGAAUAACAUAAUGGAAGCCUAUGUGCCAUUCCUAGCGGGUUUAUAUAACAAUAUUAUUGUGAAUAUUUGGGAUGUGAAAUAUUGCAACGAUAAUAUACGAUUGCUUUACUUUCUGACGCAAACUUGUCCAGACAUAAUCUUCAUCGACGAUAUUAAUGUAACAGUUUUACUCUCUGCUAUUUUGAUCUUACAAAAACAUAAUGUAAAACUAAAUAUUCAAAACAUUGUGGUCAUUGGAAAAUGUGAUCUGGAAGAGAAAGUCGAUAUCUUCGAGUCGAUUAUAAAUAAUGACUUUGAUGCAAAUGAGCUCGACAAAUUUGCAUGCGUCGAGUUGAAAAGUACAAUGGAUAUAGCGGUGCAAAUGUUUUCCUCUAAUGCAAUAAGCUAUCCCGGUAACGCGCAAAUUCCUUACGCAGCUUUUAUCAGCCCCUCAAAUAAUAAUACACCUACCAUGUGUCGUGAUGAGGUUGGUUUAUGGUUUGGUUCUCUAUGUUGGACUCAUAGUUUGCUGUUAACCGUUCGCUGUAUACUUUCACAUGUAACAGCGAUCAAGUACUUGUUAUUUUCUGAGGCUAUUAUGUAUCGAAUAAUAGAGAAGUACAAGGUGAAUUGGGUGUUCCUUGAAAGCAACAUGUGCUACAAGUUUUCUCGGCUACUACGUACUGCUGUAAAUCGGUAUAAUCUUUCUUCCCUGAGACAACUUUUAUUUGGUGACGUACAGAUCUUAAACUUUAUUCAGAAAUACAUAACUAACACACUGAACAAUGUUGUCAUCACUCAAGUAUACUGUACAUCAGAAGCAGGUGUAAUUGCAUAUCAACGAAGCAACGACGCGAUAGGAUCUUGCGGUUAUGUAAGUAACAAUGUUAAAGUGAUGAUCAUUCAUGAGGAGACAAGAAAACUAGUAGGCUCAAACGUUAAAGGUGAAAUUUGGUGCAAGACUCCAUGCAUAGCACCUAGUUCUGUUACAGGAUGUAAAUCCGACGUGUCGAAUGGAUGGUUUUAUACCGGAGACUUUGGUUACUACGACAAGGAUAAAAAUAUGGUCGUUUUGGAAAAGGUAAACAAAGUUAUUAAAUACGAAAAGCACUACCUCUACCCAUCAAGAAUAGAAAACAUAAUAAAGUGUCGUUUUCGAGAUGCCGUAUCCGACGUUGCUAUAAUAUCUCAUCCGUGUGAUCAUCACUGUCUUUUAGCAUAUAUUAAAAAAUCACCGAACUCAGAGGUGACACCAAAGCAACUAAUUGACCUGAUACUAAACAUUGAAACCAAGUGUCCUGCAAUUAAGAUAUACUUUCUUAAAUACGAUAUGUCAUAUCUUCCCAAUGGACAAAUUGAUCGAGCACGGCUUUGCAAACUACCAGUUGAAUAUUAAAAAACCGAUGUGACUUUGCACCUUAGAGCAUUGUAUUUGACUUUAUCGUAUUCACAUCUGUUUUCCCACUCUUUUCAAUUCCAUAGUUGUUUCUUGAACUUGAUAGAGAGUACAGAUCUCUCUGAGAUCGAUUGUGAUAUGUUCCUUAAAAGUAAGCAAAUUAAUAGAAAACGUGAAGAGUGAGAAGAUAUUAUUCUUAAGUAUAUCAUUAGAUAUAAACAAGUCAAUGUUUCAAGUACAAAAAAUC
Molecule: messenger RNA, 2067 nt
Organism: Pseudomyrmex gracilis
Lineage: Eukaryota; Metazoa; Arthropoda; Insecta; Hymenoptera; Formicidae
Product: luciferin 4-monooxygenase-like
Exons: 10
Coding region: 168-1820 (550 amino acids)
Biological process (GO): long-chain fatty acid metabolic process; fatty-acyl-CoA biosynthetic process
Molecular function (GO): long-chain fatty acid-CoA ligase activity
Source: RefSeq, a predicted model, not a curated record